This is a messenger RNA of Cladocopium goreaui, 975 nucleotides long. The record is from the annotation of a GenBank genome assembly. NCBI's taxonomy places the organism in Eukaryota, Dinophyceae, Suessiales, Symbiodiniaceae.
CCACAAAGAGCUUGGAUGAACAGGCCUCCAUAGCUUGAGGGAGCUAAGUGAAGCAGGCAGACGUACAAGCUUCGCCUCCUAGUAGCAGGUGUUGGCAAAGGCGCCGAAGUUUCCAUAGCAGUGUGAGGGCAGCUCAAAUCCAUGUAUAUAACAGUUUCAAGUAGCGUUAACGCCGGUGAUUCAUCUUUUCAGGCUCCAGCCAUUGGUAGAUGAGACAUAGCACUGCUGCUUGCUCAGCCCUUCCCGGGUCACAUCAUGGCAGAGGAGGCGGAUGAAGAUCACCCAGAUGCACAUUCACAGGUGGACGAAGUGACCUACCAGUUUUCAUCCGUUUGGCGGAGCAAUCGUGACAUGGGUGGAUUUUGGUUAAAGGCCCCAGCAGGGUGCAGAUGCACGGUCCUGGAAGAGUGCGUUGCGAAGUUCUUCUCCCAGAGUCCAAGGCAGAUCACCUAUCCACUGCAAGUCCACAUUUGGCUUCGUGGUGCCAGACUAAUGGGUGAUACCGCCGUGCCUGAAGAAGUUCUUGAGGCAGUUAUCAUUGAGGAGUCCGUGGAGGAUAAGGAACAAUCCCUGUUAGAUCGAACUGCAUGCCCAGAGCUACGGGAGAAGUUCAGGCGAGUGAUUGAAGAAUUUCGGGAUGCGCCACAUGAGCGAGCAGGUCAAGCAGACCGAUCCGGUCAGUUUUCCAGGUUCUUGGACUUUUUGGAAGACUACCGUCACGACUCGGUCCAGUUCAAAGGACCUUGCGAUGUGGAUAUGCAGGAUUUGCUUGACAAUUUUCUUGCAACUUGAAUGCCUUUCCAUGGGCUAACAUGGCCCGCUUUCAAUCCUUUUGCUGCAUGCUGCUGGCCCGUCAUUUUCAACUGUACAUAUAUAUAGGUUCGGCGGUCUGUCCAAUUUGCAACGAUUCUACAGGAUGUUCAGUGAUUCACGUUUCAAACAGUUCAGAAAGUGGGAGGCAGAGAGUUGAGAAAA